Ectocarpus sp. CCAP 1310/34 is the source of this 519-nucleotide messenger RNA. The record is from the annotation of a GenBank genome assembly. NCBI's taxonomy places the organism in Eukaryota, Phaeophyceae, Ectocarpales, Ectocarpaceae.
AUGAUACAUGUAGUAAUUGGGCGAAUCGAUCCCAACCAUCGAAGUUGCAACGUACGCCACCCAUUCACGGUGGAAUUUGCAAAUUCCACGAAGUUACAUAUCCUCCUGAUCGUUCCCAUUCUUUCUGGAAACUCCUCUCAGGCCACAGACGACGGCAGCGCGCUAAUCAUUGUCAACUCGGAAUCGCAGCAGCUGUUCGCCGUCGACCCCGACACCGGUGCUGCAACUUUGAUCGACCUCGGAGGCGAGCUCAUUCCUGGAAGUGGCGAUGGACUGGUGUCUCUCGCGGCGAACCUGUCUUGCGGGUCACUGGCCCCACGCGCCCUAUCGAACCCCCUCUUCGACACUCAGACCACUGCCAUGCGCAAGGGAAACUCUCUGUACGCCGUGAAUGCCAAGUUCGGCGUGGCCGCAGAGGAUGUCGCCACCACGGCGUACGAGAUUGUUCGUGUCGACCGAGACAGCGGGGAGCUGGCGUGCUAAGUGCACCCUCCAAGAGCGCUCUUUAGCUGUUCACAG